UCAACUUCUCUGAAAUAAAUUAAAUGCAUCUGCUAUUUUAUUACAUUUCCAGUCUGUUCUUUCAUUAGUCUGAAACAUGGGGACUUCUCGCACAUGGAGCUGUCUAGUUGCACUUCUGUAUCUCCUCAGUUUGGGUGUUGAGAUUCUUUGUGAUUGUACUCUGAAAGGUGUGGAAAUAGAGGGAGGUGAAUAUAGGCUGUCCAAGAAUUUGGAGCCAGGCAGCCAACUCAUCUACUACUGUCAGGAUGGCUACUAUCCCGACCCUGCUUUGACUCGCAUCUGCCUGCCUAAUGGGUCCUGGAGACCCUCACCCAGAAAGUUCCAACUGCAGAAAUGCAAACGUGUUGAAUGCCCUGACCCAAAUGUGUUAGAAAAUGGAAACGUCUUCCCUGGUCAGGAAAAGUACUAUGUGGGCGAUGUAACAUCAUAUAAUUGCUACUCUGGAUACACAAUGAGAGGCUCGCCCAGUCGGGUUUGCUUACCAAAUGGGAAAUGGAAUGGCUCCACUCCAAUCUGCAGCCGCGAUUCCGGAGAUGCCUGUCCUGAUCCUGGAGUACCGCCUGGAGCCUCAAGAGUGGGAAACAUGUUUGGGAUUGACGAUAGAGUGAAAUACAGCUGUAAUGGCAACCUGGUUUUGAUUGGCUCUAAGGCGAGAGUGUGUCAGGAGAACGGCCAGUGGACAGGAAUAGAGCCAGCAUGUUACUUCAAGCACACAUAUGACACCCCAAAAGAGGUUUCAGAAGUAUUUGGAAGUGCCAUCAAAAAGAUCCUAACCAUCAGUCAGUCCCUCAAUGAUAUCCAAGAAGGGAGAUCAAUCAGGAUUUCCAAAAAUGGGACUCUCAAUGCUAUCGACAUUUCUGAGAGUACCAACAAAACUCAUUUUAAUCAGUCAAGAGAUGCUGUUAUUACUCUGAUUAAAAAGAUCUCCUCCUUCAGUGUGUCACCAAACUACGAUAUCAUCUUCUUCUCGUCUGACAUUUACAGGGUGGUCAACAUUCUUGAUUUUUACAACACAAUAAAACUAAAUUCAGUUAUAGAAAACCUGAAAAACUUUACAGUAGGAAACAAGAACACUGGAACUGAUCUGAACCUGGCCUUCAAAACAUUUGAGGUUCAAAUGGGUUUUAUAAAGGAACGAGUUGGAGAAGAGCGAUUCAAAGAUCAUCGGCAUGUCCUGAUCUUUUUCACAGAUGGUGGCUACACCAUCGGUGGUUCUCCUGAACCUACUGUUGCUAGAAUAAAGAACAUGGUUUACAUGAAUCAACACGAUUCAGCUAGAUCAAGAGACGAAUAUCUUGACAUCUAUGUCUUUGACAUUGGGACUGAGAUCUUUAAUGAAGACCUGCAACUCCUCACUACAGGAACAGGAGGCAGACAUUACUUCAUAUUGAAUGAAAUUUCAGAAUUACUGGAGACCUUUGAUAAUUUAAUUGAUGAAAGUGAAGUCGUCGGACUGUGUGGUCUUCAUAGAGAUUAUGAACAUAAUCUGAACAUAAUCUAUGUUUGA
Molecule: messenger RNA, 1507 nt
Organism: Cyprinodon tularosa
Lineage: Eukaryota; Metazoa; Chordata; Actinopteri; Cyprinodontiformes; Cyprinodontidae
Gene: bfb
Product: complement component bfb
Biological process (GO): complement activation
Cellular component (GO): extracellular region
Molecular function (GO): serine-type endopeptidase activity
Source: RefSeq, a predicted model, not a curated record